Patella vulgata (common limpet) is the source of this 2227-nucleotide messenger RNA. RefSeq names its product arginine--tRNA ligase, cytoplasmic. The transcript has a single exon. Gene Ontology annotation, biological process: arginyl-tRNA aminoacylation. Gene Ontology annotation, molecular function: ATP binding; arginine-tRNA ligase activity. NCBI's taxonomy places the organism in Eukaryota, Metazoa, Mollusca, Gastropoda, Patellidae. The record is from RefSeq and is a predicted model, not a curated record. Gene Ontology annotation, cellular component: cytoplasm. The coding region runs from base 136 to 2124 and encodes 662 amino acids.
ACGUGGCCGGCCGGUUUCGUGAUAAACACUGCUGUAGUGUUUUGUGCUGACGAAAUCGAUUGUAAAAUCAUAUUAUUGAUCACUAUAAAAAGCAAGAAUACUGAAAGUUGACAUUAUUUUUGAAAAUUUUACAGUAUGGAGGAAGAAAUUGCCAAGUAUACGGCAAAAGUGGUUAAAGCAGAGGCCGAAAUCCAGCGAUUGGAAAAGGAUUUGGACUUGAUCGAAAAUCCGCAAGCUCUUGUAAACAGUGGAAUAGUGGCGCCUGCCGUCCUUCAACUUCAGACAGAGAAAAACAAACUUCUUUAUCAAUUAAAACACCUAAAGUCACACUUAGCUGAAGAAAAAUCAAAGUCUCCCGACCAUAUGAUUAGCAUUACAGCACUGAUAGAAGAUGUCUUUCAAGUGGCCAUUCUGGCGGCUUAUCCUGGCCAGGAUUUACCAAAAGCUGAUGUCACAAGCAGUGCCAAAUUUUCCGAUUAUCAAUGUAACAGUGCCAUGAGUAUUUCCCAGAAACUGAAGACAGCAGGGGUGAAGUGUAAUCCACGAGAUGUAGCACAAAACAUUGUCAAUAACUUGCCCAAAGUUGAUUGCAUAGAAAAGGUGGAUAUCGCUGGUCCAGGAUUUAUAAACAUUUUCUUGAACCGAGAAUAUGUUUCGCAAAAUGUUUUCAAACUCCUGAACACCGGUGUGCAACCACCACCCAUUGGUAAAAGGAAGCGAGCUGUGGUUGACUUUUCGUCACCCAACAUCGCCAAGGAGAUGCACGUUGGUCACUUGCGAUCAACGAUUAUCGGAGAGAGCAUUUGUCGUCUGCUAGAAUGGGUCGGACAUGACGUCUUGAGGAUAAAUCAUUUAGGAGAUUGGGGAACACAGUUCGGAAUGUUGAUUGCUCACUUACAAGAUGAAUACCCCAACUACCUGACUAAACCACCUCCAAUCGGAGAUUUGCAGGGCUUUUACAAAGCCUCGAAAGUUCGAUUCGAGGCAGAUGAAGCGUUCAAGAAACGAGCCUAUGAAUGUGUAGUUAAGUUACAAGCUCAUGAACCGGAACAUUAUAAAGCCUGGCAAACAAUCUAUGACAUAUCACGAAAAGAAUUUCAAAAAGUUUAUGAAAGGUUACAAGUUCACUUGAUUGAUCGAGGCGAGUCUUUCUAUCAAGAACGAAUGAAACUGGUUAUCGAGGAAUUGGACGCAAAGGGAUUGACGAAGGUUGAGGACGGUCGAAAGAUAAUGUUCGUGGAUGGUCACAAAGUUCCGCUGACCGUUGUCAAAUCAGAUGGAGGAUUCACCUACGAUACUUCCGAUUUAGCGGCCAUUAAAAAUCGACUGGUCGAAGAGAAGGGCGAAUGGUUGAUCUAUGUUGUAGAUGCUGGACAGAGUGGACAUCUGGAGACGAUUUACUCAGCAGCUGAAAUGAUUGGAUGGUUAAAUCCUUCAGUACACCGAGUGGAACAUGUGAGUUUUGGUGUCGUGCUUGGAGAAGACAAGAAGAAGUUCAAGACUCGAUCGGGUGAAACAGUUCGAUUGGUCGAUCUUCUAGACGAGGGAAUAAAACGAGCAGAGGCGAAACUCAAAGAGAAGGAGCGAGACAAAGUUCUGACCAAAGAUGAAUUAGAACAAGCAAAGUCUUCAGUCGCAUAUGGUUGUAUAAAAUACGCUGAUCUGUCGCAUAAUCGAACCCACGAUUAUGUCUUCUCUUUUGACAAGAUGUUGGAUGAUCGCGGAAACACCGCCGCUUAUUUGCUGUAUGCUUACACCCGAAUCCGAUCUAUCGCUCGAUUGGCUAAUGUUUCGGAAGAAGAUCUGACCAAGGCUGCAAAGACGACCAAGAUCGAACUAGACCACGAGAAAGAGUACAAGCUAGCUAAAUGUGUUUUGAGGUUUCCAGAAAUCAUUUUAAAACUUUUGGACGAUCUGUAUCUGCACACACUAUGUGAUUAUUUAUAUGAACUUACGACCACUUUUACUGAGUUUUAUGAUAAUUGUUAUUGCGUAGAAAAAGAUCGAACCACUGGGAAAAUUAUUAAAAUAAAUAUGAGUCGAUUGCUAUUAUGUGAGGCUACUGCUAAUGUUAUAAAUACAGGAUUUAAAAUAUUAGGAAUUAAUGCAUUACAGAAAAUGUAGAGAAUAAAGAAAAUGUAAAAUUUCAGUAUUUAUUUUUGCCGAUUUCAACAAUUUGAAUUUGAAUUAAAAUGCCUAAAUCCAAAUCACAUGAAUAUACAAUUAU